UCCGCAGACGAGACGGUGGUGGCCGGGGCAUCGGUGGGCUCCCGCGGGCCGGGCGUGGACGAGGCCGCGAGGCUGCCCAGGCGGGGCAUCGCCGAGGGUGGACGGCAGCGGCGGAAGGAGCGGGCGGCGACAGGGGUCUGGGACGCCAGAGCCGGGCCUUGAGGGGCGCGCCUCGGGGUGGCGGUGGGUGGGCAUGGGGCGCAGGGGGCCGUAGGCACCAGGGCCUCCAGGAGCACGCGACAGCCCCCCAGGAGGCUGGGGCGCUCGGAGCCGGGCAGACAUGGAGCUGGAGCAGCGAGAGGGGACCAUGGCAGCCGUGGGCUUCGAGGAGUUCUCGGCGCCGCCAGGCUCGGAGCUGGCGCUGCCCCCGCUCUUCGGGGGCCACAUCCUGGAGAGCGAGCUGGAGACGGAGGUGGAGUUCGUGUCCGGCGGCCUGGGCGGCUCGGGGCUCCGAGAGCGAGAUGAAGAGGAAGAGGCGGCCCGGGGCCGGCGGCGGCGCCAGCGGGAGCUGAACCGCAGGAAGUACCAGGCGCUGGGGCGGCGCUGCCGGGAGAUCGAGCAGGUGAACGAGCGGCUCUUGAACAGGCUCCACCAAGUGCAGAGGAUCACCCGGCGGCUUCAGCAGGAGCGCAGGUUCCUCAUGAAAGUGCUGGACUCCUACGGCGACGACUACCGGGCAAGCCAGUUCACGAUGGUGCUAGAGGACGAGGGCAGCCAGGGCACGGACGCCCCGACCCCUGGCAACACGGAGAACGAGCCUCCAGACAAGGAGGGGCUGUCUCCACCCGGAAGCACGCCCGUGCCCCCAGAACCCAGCAGCCCAGCGCCCGGAGAGGGGCCCAGUGGGCGCAGGAGGCGGCGAGCGCCUCGGGACAUACGCCGGUCAGGGGCAGCGUUGACCCCAGAACCCCCAAUGCAGAUUAAGGUGGAGGAAGACUUCGGCUUCGAGACCGACGAGGCCCUAGAUUCCAGCUGGGUUUCUCGGGGGCCUGACAAGCUGCUGCCCUACCCGACCCUGGCCAGCCCACCCUUUGACUGACCCCUCGCCUCCCCCAAUAAACAGACCUGCCCCCAC
This is a messenger RNA of Ochotona princeps (American pika), 1075 nucleotides long. RefSeq names its product TCF3 fusion partner (gene TFPT). NCBI's taxonomy places the organism in Eukaryota, Metazoa, Chordata, Mammalia, Lagomorpha, Ochotonidae. The transcript has 6 exons. Gene Ontology annotation, molecular function: DNA binding. Bases 281 to 1039 code for a protein of 252 amino acids. Gene Ontology annotation, cellular component: Ino80 complex. The record is from RefSeq and is a predicted model, not a curated record. Gene Ontology annotation, biological process: apoptotic process; positive regulation of apoptotic process; apoptotic signaling pathway.